Trichoderma aggressivum f. europaeum is the source of this 741-nucleotide messenger RNA. RefSeq lists its product as uncharacterized. The record is from RefSeq and is a predicted model, not a curated record. Gene Ontology annotation, molecular function: RNA binding. Gene Ontology annotation, cellular component: cytosol. NCBI's taxonomy places the organism in Eukaryota, Fungi, Ascomycota, Sordariomycetes, Hypocreales, Hypocreaceae. The transcript is spliced from 3 exons. The coding region runs from base 1 to 741 and encodes 246 amino acids.
AUGCCCGGUGCUCCAGGAGCAAGCUCGCGCGGCCGUGGUGGCAAGUUCAGAAAGUUCACCAGAGGAGGUGGCAAGCACUUCUCGCGCAAUCUUCAACCUCUCGACUCCGAAGGCAAUGCGGUGAGCAUGUGGGGCGAGGACGCCAAGCGCAACGAGGACGAGGAAGAUUCCGAAGAAGAAUCUGAAGAGGAAUCCGAAGAGGAGGAGGAGGCCGGCCAGGCCCCAGCUCAGGCCAGCGGCGAGGCCAACCGCGAGGACCGAAAAGCCCAAAAGAAGGCUCGAAAAGAGGCCGCCAUAGCCAAGCAGAAGAGCCGCACAGUCGAGGUCGGCGAUCUGCCUUCCUCAAGCGGCGAGGAGAGCGACACGGAACUGCCCGCCAACCCAAACCACUCUUCAUCGGCCCGCAAGCAGGCGACCGAGGGCGCGGGUGUCGAGGCGAUUACCAAGGGCGUCAAGAAGCUGCCCGCCAGUCGACGCGAGAGGGAAGCCGCCGAGGCCGCCGCCGCAAAGGAGAGAUAUAUGAAGCUGCAUGCCGAGGGCAAGACGGACGAGGCCAAGGCGGAUAUUGCCCGUCUCAAGGCCAUCCGUGCACAGCGCGAGGCUGAUGCUGCUAGGAGACAGGCUGAGCAGGAAGAGAAAGAAGAGCGGGAGAAGGAGCGGAGAGCUGAGAUUGAAGCCAGAGAGGCCAAGCUGCGAGCACUUGCUGCUGGCCCAAGCAAGAAAACGAGCAAGAAGAAAUAA